Colletotrichum truncatum is the source of this 7251-nucleotide messenger RNA. NCBI's taxonomy places the organism in Eukaryota, Fungi, Ascomycota, Sordariomycetes, Glomerellales, Glomerellaceae. The record is from RefSeq and is a predicted model, not a curated record.
AUGGACACUGAAGAAGACUCUUCUGAAGUUGGCCAGGAGAGUCUUGGCUACUCCUAUGGGCAGCAACAAGACUUCAUGGAAGAGGGAGAGGAAAAUAAUGAGCCUCAACAUCGCCAAUAUUGGUCUGCUUCACAGCAGCAGCGCGGUUCAACGCGGCAGAACAAUGAUUAUAUGAGCAACAUGUUCCUCGACUAUGAGAAUGGCUACAUAUCUGACAGCAAUGCUGAUGAGCCUCCAAGGGUUUUUGAAGAAGGCGAUUCGGAUAUGUUUGUCCAGCAAGAAGAGGAGCAACCGAUCGAGCCCCAGCAAGAUUUGCAGCAAACUGGUCACCAAGAAAACGGCACAGAUACAGCCAAAAGCAUCAUGAGCCUGUUGCAAACCUCGCAUCCCGAGUUCAACAUGCUUGAUAUCUACUCAGAUAUUGAAAAUCUCUUCAAUGCGAUAAUGGAGGCUGUGCAGCACAGCAGCGCGAUUCCUCUUCCCCUCCCGGACAACAAGCCCGAAUUCAACCCUGAUAAAGUCAAGGAUGAGAGAUCUGUCAACCGGCCAAGAGAUUCAUUUCCAAUCAUUGCGUUAAAGGCACUCGGCCUUGGCUUACAAUCCAUCCUCGAGAAUGGCGGCGUGAGCUUCUCUAUUGGUACAAUGUGCUCGGGUACUGAUGGUCCAAUCAUGGCACUUCAAGAGUUUGAAGACGCACUCGGAGCCUGUGGCCUCUCUGGUACGAUGAAAUUUGAGCACAAAUUCAGCGUCGAGAUUGAGCCCUUCAAGCAGGCAUUCAUUGACAGAAAUGUUCGCCCUACCGGAGAAAUAUUUCGCAAUGUUUACGAUCUUGGCAGGCCCGGAGCGGUCACAGCAAUGACUGCCUCGGGAUCGAUGGCGCCCAUACCUACAGAAGUGGACAUUCUCAUUGCAGGCAGUUCCUGUGUUGAUUUCUCGAGUCUGAAUACUCAGAAGCAGAAGAUCGCGGAACUAUCGGGGAUGAAGAAGAUCUUCAAAGCCGUCAUGAAGAACGACAGUGGACCUAUUGUUGCUCUUGAAGAUGACGAGUCAUUCCUUCGUGAUCUCAACUCAUUGACAGAGAAUCUCGACGCUGAGAGAGAGUCCACCAAAACCUUCAUAUCAAUUCUGCAGUAUGCCAGGCAGUACCGGCCCAAGAUUGUGAUUUUGGAAAACGUCAUGAGCGCUCCUUGGAAUGAGUUUAGAACUUUCUGGUUUUCCAAUAUCGGUUACCAUGCAGCCGUCACACCAGUGGACUCAAAGAACUUCCUUGUCCCACAGACACGUCAACGAAAGUAUCUCAUUGCCAUCGACGCCCGGUAUUAUGGACUUGAUGGAGCGGAGAGCAUUUCUGAAAAAUGGGUUGAGCUGAUGGGGCGAAGCAACUGGUUUCAAAACCCGCCCAGGUUAGACAGCUUCCUUUUGAAUCCUUCUGAUCGUCGGGUUUCCCAAGCCCGCUUCCAAAUGGAGCGCACCGUAUCCACCAAGAACAAGAAGGAAGUAGAGGCUACGAAUUGUAGGAUGGAUCAUCUUUCAGCUCGCCGGAACGAGGGUCUCGGCGGGAGUCACCCGUACACGCAGAUGGACGACUACGGCAAUGUCCAACCUCGCGAGGACUGUUGGACGGGGUACGUAGGCAAGGGCACCACGCCUCGGAUGCAGGACUUGAUGGACAUUUCUUCUCUCCGAGCAGCGAAGAAGAGCCAAGAUUUCAGCUACAAACCAAUCAUUCUCGAUCUUGGUCAGAACGUCGACCGGCAAAACCGGAAACAAGGCACAGCGCCCUGCGUUCUACCGUUUGCAGAGCUAUUCCUUUCCAGCGCCGGACGGCCCAUCCUUGGUUUGGAGUGUAUGUCGUUGCAAGGUAUUCCGAUUGACCGUAUCAAGCCUUUUGUGGACAAGGAAAGUCAACUCAGAGACCUGGCUGGGAAUGCUAUGACGACUACAGUGGUAGGUGCAACGAUUUUAUGUGCUCUUAUUGCAGAGCGGCAGCACACUGUCGUGGUAGACCCCGACGACCUUUUCGGAACCGGCCUGCCUAAGGCCAAUCACGUGGUCGCCGGUGAACGCCGACGUUAUAAUUCUUCUCAGGCAGGUAUGGAUGUGGAUAUGGAAGGCACCGCCCACCUCACUGAGCAAGUGAACCGGCAGACUUUUUCCCCUUCUUCAACUGCGGAAGACACAACCUUCAACCUCAACAACCUCCACACCAAUCUUCCUGGCCAUUGCAACAAGGGAAAAAACCCAGCUUCUGAAUUUUUCCUCAAUACUCAGGAAGUUGAGGUGAAGAUGGAGGCGCCGGAAUGGGAGGUCGCGGAAGUCCAUAUGGAUGAUUCCAUGACGCCUGUUUGGAAGCUUCGCAUGCUUUGCCAGGAGGGCCGCCGAUACUGCCUCUGUGAUGAUUACCGCAAGCAUCAGAAAUCUGGCAAGUACUAUCGUUGCGAUUUCUGUGAUGAGGUUCGUUGCACUUCCUGUGCUGGCAACCCAAAGCAUCAUUUCGACAAGGAUCACCCUGUCAAUACUACUCUUUCAACCGACAGAAACACCGCUUACCAGGCUGCUAUUGCCUUGUUCCCUGCCAAGAUCAUUCUCAAUCUUGCGAGUUCUGAUGAUAGCCUUUUCGAGGAAAUCGAUGAGAAGGGACUUGGUAGCCAUAGUGACGCGCUGGAGACGGCUAUCCGGACCUGCACCGGUGGCGUUCACUACUACCAAACUGACCUUGAGUUUCGCGACGACCUCACCGUCACCUACGAGUCUGAAAAGUCUCGAAUCAUUAUCGUUGCAACUCCCGAGUCUGUUACCUGGAGUGUCUACUUGCGAAACUUGUUCUUGCAGCAUGACAUCAAGCUUCAGCUUCGUCAAGAACCACUUGAAAACGAUGUUGGCAGCUUCUCCCAAACCAUCACUGAAGUCCAGGGAUUUCCCAGCUUGAAGACCGACGUUGCCCCAAACCUUGAGGGUGUUUUCAAAUUCACCAAUAAGUGCGCAACACCUGGAGGCUUGCUCUACGUUCGCAAUGACGACCCGUCCCACCGUGUUUACCAUAUUCAACACGUUGAACCACUACCCGUCACCACUCAUGAUCGAUGGGUAGUGACAGACAACCCCCGCAAGCUUGAAACCGACCAAACACGCAACAUAAUGUUGUCUUUCGACCAAGACUACGUUCACUUCUGCCGUUACAUGGACGAGGUUGAACAUCCUUCAGCUCGAGAGAUAUUGGCAACUUUGCCUGGCGUGUGGAUGCGCUUGCAGCCUAGCUUCCACAUUCACACCAUCGGAAGAGAUACUUCUAAUGCGAUACAGCUAAGGAAUUUGGAUUCGCAAGAAAUUCAUGGAGGUAGCUGUGAGUCCACCAAAGUCUCAAUUAAAUUGAGACUUAAUGUCGUCGACAUGCACUUUCCAGUUCCAUCCCUCUCGGCACACUGGACCCCUAACCAAAACUCUUGCCCUAAAGGACAUUUGACCAAGGACGAAGAACCCUGGGUCACCGUUCCAGAUCAUCACGUCAAGGACGCUUUGGGUCAAGUUGCGUUUGCUAUGAACAGGAUCGACGGUAACAGCAGCCGACUUCAUAUUCAAGACAUUACUCUGGAUGGCGAAAAGAAGUGUGUUUCCUGCGCGUUGCCACAGCCACAAAUUUGUCAUGUUUGGCACGACGAUGGCUCGCUUGAAAGAAUUGAGGAUUCACAGGUGGCUACCCAAAUCGUCCGGAACCACCACAGCCGUGAGUUUCCCUUCAAGGUCGAGGCUUGGCUCAACCGCGGCUAUGGUGGGGACCCUGGUUUCCUUCUCUUGAGCAUGCAGAUUUCUCUGAACCCGCUGGCACUUGUUCAUCGCGCAUUCAGCUACAUCCCACAGAAUGCGAACGCAUUGUCUAAUAUCGCCAAGUUAAGACAUGGCAAGGGAAGUUUCAAAGUGCAAUUCAACUUCUCGGACCCAAGCCUCAAAGAGCUGGCUCCUUACCGUGAAAGUCUGCGGUCUACGGCUGGUGACGACACCUUUACUAUUCAACAGCCACCCAGCUUUCUUAAAAAUGGCAUGACUUUGCGAGAUGACCAGUUGGCAGCUGUGGAAUGGAUGCUCAAGCGCGAGAACAGCGAGAAAGCGUUCAUUGAAAAGGAAAUCGAGGAGUGUGUUUUGCCGUCCGUCAACGUACGUAUGUAUGGCGCCGCCGAGAUCAUGAACCGUUCUCGAGGAGGUGUCUUGGCCCACGACAUUGGUUACGGAAAAACUGUGGUGACUCUCGGCCUUAUCGAUUUAUCGCCCAAGGGCCCCCAGUCGCAAACUGGUUCGAUCCAGGAGCACCAGUAUCACAAGAUUCCAGGAAAUGGGUUGAUCUGCAUCGAUGCCACGCUGAUUGUGGUCCCUCCACAUAUUGUGUCCCAAUGGGUCGAGGAGAUCAGAAGAUUCCUAGGAUCUAACUGGAAGGUCCAUGUGAUCCGCAAACAUACUGACAUUGAUCGCGAGAAGAUGUCUAAAGCAGACAUCAUUGUUGCAAGCACCUCGAUCCAAUCCUCUGAUAAAGUAUUGGACAAGAUGGCCGCCAUGUCCAUGCUUCCAUCUAUUCAUCAGACGAAGUCGGCUCUCAAGGGUCGAGACUUUCAAGAUUGGUACUUGGACGUCUUGAAAGCAUUGGGCGAGUCUGGAUUCGACUUUGCCAAUCCCAACAUGAUGAAUGGAUCUCAGCUAGAGGAGCGGCUGGCGAAUCUCCGUAUCGACUCUAAAAGCCAGGCUCAACAGGCAUCGUCUGGUAAUGUUGGGCCCAGCUCCCGAAAAGGUCAGCUCACAGCCAAGGCACUUACGAAGGCGGCCGCAAAGAAAUCAUCAAAGAACGGCAAUGGCUCUAAGACCCUUGACAUACUCGAUAUUUUCAAGAAAGGUCAGCUAUUGGAGAUGUACGCAUUUGGGCGAGUCGUACUUGAUGAGUUCUCAUACGAGAAUCCUCAGGUCGCUCUCUUCAUUCAGCACGUCAAUGCACAAGCAAAAUUCAUACUUUCGGGCACACCUCCGAUGAGUAAGCUCGCGGACCUUUGCGACACAAGCAGUUUGAUCAAUACGCAUGUUGCGCGUUUUACGCCGACACCAGGGUACUUCCCGUAUAUCACGACUGGGCCCCGGGUGACGGAACAGACUGCUGGCGAAGAGUUCCUUAGCUACCGUGACCCUUCGUCUGCGCAGCUCGCAACUGAACGGCAUGAACAGGGCCAGAAAUUCAUUGAACACUUCUUUCGUAAAAACUCAACGAAUUCUAGCCAUGUCAAAGUUGAUGAGUACGUCGUCUUUGCCCCGAUGAGCCACCAUGAUGCUCUCAUCUACAACCUUAUGCAACAAGUGCUAUACGGUGCGAAGUGGGACGUGAAUGAGAUACCCAGCUAUCUUAAACACCUGGCUCGCCACAUACUUGACCGCGAAAAAGCUGGGAGCAUCGGCUCCAGGGUGAGGGGGGCAGGAAAGUCGACUUAUUCGGAAGCGAUUGACGUUUUACUACUGUUGUCCUCGGUCUCGACUUCGUACAGUCGAAGCGCCCUUCAUGCCAUGGGCUGGGUCAAAGAAGGACAGAAGCUUACGAUGGACACCAUCAUGAAAAAUGCGAAGGGCACAGCACUUUCCUACCUGAACCAAUGCUGCGAAAUAUUGUCAUCACAGAUGGACUUGAUGAUGUACCUGGCUGAUGCCAUCAAGCAGGACAAGUCUGAGCGAAGCAACACUCGCAAGGCCAAAGAAGAUUCCUACAUGGCACACAUGGAGGAUAUUCUCACGAUUUUCAAGAAGGGCAGCAAUAGCACAGCCUUUGGCGACCAGGACUGCCUGUUCUACGUCAAAGAGACCAUCAUCCACAAGCACCACAUCAAUGGCCCAGGCUUCUGUUACCGACGACCACCCGCAAACAAGCUGUGGCACUACAGCACUUGGAAGAGAAACAAGGGUGGGCCUGGAAGAUAUAACCGUGCCAAUUGGUGGCUUUUGGAACCUGGUGAAGACUUGCCCGAUGACGAAAUGCAGGAUCUUCGGCAUCAUCUGCCGGAUGAUGUUGACCUCGACAAGGAAGAGUUGAUUGUCAAGAUUCGUGAAAGGCAGGAAGUCGAGGGUAUUCAGAUGAUGAAUCGUCCCAUUGGGCUCAAGCUAGAUUCAUCCGACAAGGACAUUUCAGUCCGCCUUGCCAAGCACUUGAGCGGCAAGUCGACGAAGGAUGACUUCGAGUUUGGGAUCCAGCUUCCAUCCAAGCGCCCCAAGGUUGGCGAGAACACGUCUCCUCGAGGUCAAAGCAUAGACGCAACUCUCAACUACUUUAUGCUGGUGAUUCAAAGCAUUCAAGCUGGCAUCAAGAUCACGACAGAAGCGUGGCGACGGAACACGUUCGCAACAAAGGCCGCCAUCCUAGUAUCGGGCCAGCUUGGCGAUCACAGGGACUACGCUACGAGGUGCGAUCAGUGCCACUGCUUGGAUAAAACCUCCGGAUCCUUGUCGGUAGCGUGUGGGCAUACACUCUGCAAGAAAUGUUGUGAUGAUUUCAACCACAGCGACGAGCAAAUGUGCCCGGCAGAGUGCACCUCCACAUCUCGAGGCACUUUUCUUCCGUGGACUAGUUUCGUGGACCCAACCUACGGCAAUUUACACGAAGAUUUGGCAGAGUUUCCUAGCCUAAAGGUCGAGUGUAUCCAUGAUACCAUUGUCGAUGAGGUCGAGCCUGGAGAGAAAGUCCUAAUCUUUGCGGCCCACAAGGGUAUUAAAGAGGAGGUCUACAAUUUCUUGAAGGCCGAAAACCAGACAGGCCCUCUUGGUGUCUACAUGACUGAUGGAGGUCAUGAUGACUCGGAAAGCAUCGAAAACUUCAAGAAGCAUGAGGGCAGCGCAGUGCUCAUCCAGAGCCUCAUGUCCUCGGAGUCUGCUGGAACGAAUUUGACUCAGGCGAGCCAUCUCAUGUUUGCCGGCACCCUCUGCACCGACUCGGAGAAUUACGAAAUGUACAUGCAACAAGCCAAGGGGAGAGUUGUUCGGCAGGGACAGGAGCGACCGGUACGUAUAUAUCACUUUGUAUCACCGGCUACGAUGGAGUUCGACGUCAUGAACAAGAGAUUGAAAGGAAAGCUCCGCAACUGGGGCCAGCCGGGCGAGUUUGUCCCGCUGCCGAUUCCCGACGAUGCUCCAGCCGACCUUGACUAUCCUCGGAAGUUUCGACCAUUCCUAGAUCUGGCCCAGUCACGAAAGCUUCUUCGUUCAAUCGAAGUCGGUGAGUUUGAGGACAAAUAA